AUGGCACAAGUCGAGAAGAUGAAAAAUGUACCUGUUUUCAUGCUUCUAGUAGUACUUCUGAUUCUGCUUUUCUCUAACAUCUGCGUCAUAGCAGAAGAGAGAGAUCAGAACAUGAAGGAAACUUACAUUAUUCAGAUGGACAAGUCCAACAUACCAGCAACCUUCGACAAUGAUCAUCACCAAUGGUAUGGUUCAUCUUUAAAAUCAGUGUCAGCUUCAGCCGAAGUGCUUUACACUUACCAAACUGUAGUUCACGGCUUCUCCAGCAGGCUCACGAGUGAGGAAGCUGAGCUGCUUGAAAAGCGGUCAGGUAUUCUUUCUGUUCUACCUGAGAUGAGAUAUGAACUUCAUACAACUCGGACGUCGGAGUUUCUUGGGUUAACAGGAGAAUACGAAGCUAUCUUCCCAGCAUCAGGCGAUGUGAGUAACGUGGUGAUCGGAGUUGUAGACACUGGUGUAUGGCCUGAGAGCAAAAGCUACAAUGACAAGGAUCUUGCACCUGUGCCAAGGAGCUGGAAAGGGCAAUGCGAGGACGCUAAGGGCUUCAACUCCUCAAGCUGCAAUCGGAAACUGAUUGGCGCCAGGUUUUUCUCAAAAGGGUAUGAAGCAACACUUGGAUCUGUGAACGAAAAAGUAGAAUCAAGAUCACCAAGAGAUGAUGACGGCCAUGGAACUCACACCUCAAGCAUUGCAGCUGGAUCCCCUGUUCCAGGAGCUAGCCUCUUUGGUUACGCAUCAGGGACAGCACGGGGAAUGGCUGCACAAGCUCGUGUUGCCACAUAUAAGGCAUGCUGGCAUGGAGGGUGUUUCGGGUCCGAUGUUCUAGCCGCAAUGGACAAGGCUGUUCAAGAUGGUGUCAACAUUUUAUCUCUGUCCUUGUCUUUUCCAGGAGCACAGUACGAGGAUUUAUCCACAGACGUUGUUGCUAUUGGAGCUUUUUCUGCCAUGGCCAGGGGAGUACUUGUGUCAUGUUCAGCCGGAAAUGAUGGGCCAUAUUCCGAUAGCUCAUCCAACAAUGCACCUUGGAUAACCACUGUGGGUGCUGGAACACUAGACCGGGACUUCCCAGCUUAUGUCAGUCUGGGAAAUGGAAAAAAAUACAGAGGUAUAUCACUCGAUCAUGGUACAGCACCAUUACCCAAUGGAUUAGUUCCGCUUGUUUAUGCUCCUAAUGCAAGUAACUCCACUAGUGGUGAUCAAUGCGCUCCUAACAGUUUGAUUCCUGAAAUGGUUGCUGGGAAAAUUGUGGUUUGUGAUCGGGGAGGAAGUAGGGUCGGAAAGAGUGUGGUGGUAAAAAAGGCCGGUGGUGUAGGGAUGAUUUUGGCAAACACUGGAGAUUAUGGAGAAGAACUUGUGGCAGACGCAUAUCUCUUGCCAACUGCAAUGGUUGGCAAGAAAGCUGGCGAUGCAAUAAAAAGAUACAUUGCCUCGCAUGGUAAUCCGAAAGCCAUAUUGGUUUUCGGAAAGACACAGUUGGGUAUCAAACCCUCACCGGUGGUGACAGCAUUCAGCUCUAGAGGACCGAAUCCAGUCACUACAUCAGUCCUCAAACCGGACUUGAUAGCACCGGGAGUGAAUAUUCUAGCUGGGUGGACUCGUGCAGCUGGACCAACCGGACUACCUGAAGACAAAAGGAGGGUGAGCUACAACAUCAUUUCAGGUACAUCCAUGUCAUGCCCUCAUGUGAGCGGGCUUGCCGCCUUGCUCAAGGCCGCUCACCCAAAAUGGAGCCCUGCUGCCAUAAAAUCUGCUCUCAUGACCACAUCCUAUACAAGAAGAAAUGGAAAACCAAUCAAAGAUGUUGCUACUGGAAAGCCUGCAACACCAUUUGAUUAUGGAGCUGGGCAUAUGAACCCAGUCGCAGCCCUCCACCCAGGACUUAUAUAUGAUCUUGCUGUCAAGGACUACCUAGGCUUCCUCUGUGCCAUGAAUUACACAACAAAACAUAUCAAGAAACUCACUCACAAAGACUUCACCUGUGACUCGAGCAAGAUAUACAGAGUUGGAGAUUUCAAUUACCCAUCUUUUGCUGCUACCAUUUUAACCUCUGAUGAAGGGGUCGGGGGUGGAUCUGUCAAUUACACAAGGACUCUAACCAAUGUGGGUACCGCAGCAAGAUACAAGGUCCGAGUGACUAAAAAAUCCCCAUUAGUGAAGAUCUUGAUUGAACCAAAAUCAUUGAGUUUCAGCCAAGCAAAUGAGAAGAAGACUUGCACUGUGACUUUUAUUGCCAGUUCUAUGCCAUCAACCAGCUUUGCUCACUUGGAAUGGUUCGAUGGGAAACACGUAGUAGGUAGUCCUAUUGCUAUCAUGUGGAUUUAG
This is a messenger RNA of Fragaria vesca subsp. vesca, 2322 nucleotides long. Its product is annotated as subtilisin-like protease-like. Gene Ontology annotation, biological process: proteolysis. Gene Ontology annotation, molecular function: serine-type endopeptidase activity. NCBI's taxonomy places the organism in Eukaryota, Viridiplantae, Streptophyta, Magnoliopsida, Rosales, Rosaceae. The transcript has a single exon. The record is from RefSeq and is a predicted model, not a curated record. Bases 1 to 2322 code for a protein of 773 amino acids.